AUGGGCGAGGUGUGUGUUCGGGUGGCGGUUCGUAUCCGUCCCCUGCUCCGUAAAGAAGUCCUCCACAACCGUAAGGUGUGUGUGCGAACUGUACCGGGUUCCACGCAGGUGAUGGUCGAUGCCGACCGUGUCUUCUCCUUCGACCAGGCGUUUGGACCGACAGCGAGCCAGGACCAAGUGUACGAGUCCUGCGUUCAGCCGUUGCUAGAGUCCCUGAUGGACGGUUACAACGCCACUGUGUUCUGUUACGGACAAACAGGGUCGGGGAAGACCUACACUCUGGGAGGAGGAAACCUGGGUAGGUCAUACAGAGUAUUGCUGGUGGUUUAGGGAUAGUAAGUGAGAGUCAUUUUUAAAAUAUUAAAUUUAUGUAGUUUAACAUUUUUACCCUUUAGAGUCUUUCAGGCUCAUAAUUAAGGAUUUUAUUGCAGAUAGUCUGUAAAAUGCACAUUUCAAAAAAGUUUUCCCAACUUUUUUUUAAUCUUAAAUGUAGGGCUUUCAUCAAGAUCUUGAAAAACUACAUUUAAAAUAAAGUUCUCACCUACAUCCAUAUUUUCAUUUCAUAUAUUCUAAAUAUAACUGAUAAGCCUUUAUUAACUGGUUCUGUUCCAUCGGCUGUCAAAUCUGCAAUCAUUCAACCAACUCUCAAAAACCUCUAUAGAGCCCAAGGUAUUAGAAAACUCUCCAAGGUUCUGGAAAAAGUGGUUUGAAUUUUGAUACUGUUGACCACUUAAUUUUACUGCAACCGCUUAACUCUGGGUUGGUGUCUCUGGAUCAGCUUUGAUAUAUAUAUAUAUUUUAUUCAUAUGCUGCCCUUUGGACAGAAGAUCCAUAGACACAGCAUUGAUUUUCGCUUUCAUGCUGAUGACAUCUAGCUGUACCUUUCUUUCAACCAUGACAACCCAGAUCACAUCUUCCCACUUUAUAACUGUACAACUGACCUUAAAAGCUGAAUGGUCCACAGCUUCCUGCAGUUAAACAUGAACAAGACAGAGUUAAUCAUAGAGACAGAGUUAAUCAUAAUUGGUCCACACCCACAACACUACACAUCUAGAGCCUCUCUCAGCAAAUAUUUCUGAAAAUCUUGGAGUCAUUUUUUGAUGACAACCUUAAUCUAGAGUAGCAUGUCAGUUCAUUGGUUCGAUCAUGUUUUUAUGAGCUUAGAGGACUUUCCAAAAUCAGUCCCUUGAUUCAUCCCCAGAAAACACCUUGAAACAGCUAUGAAUGCCUUUAUCUCCUCCCGCCUAGACUACUAUAAUUCCCUAUAUUGUUUAUCACAGCAGAGCCUAAAUAAAAUACAGCUAGUCCAGAAUGUGUAAGCCAGACACUUCACCAAAACAAAGCAUAGCACCCCUGUUUUGCCUCCCUCCGCUGGUUCCCAGUUAAUUUUAGAGUUGAUUUUAAGAUCUUCAAGACUUGCCCUUGAAUGCAUCACUGAUCUCCUCACACCUUACUUGCCCAGUUGUACCCCGAGGUCCGCAGCCAAAGGGUCUGCUAGCUAUUUUUCAGUCUUGGCUGAGGACUAAGGCGUACUGGGCUUUUUCUGUUAGAGCAGCCAGUCUCUGGAACAAAUUGACUGAGGAGAUAAGAUAGGCAAGUUCCUUAUCCUCUAUCAAAACUUGUUAAAAAACCCACUUUUGUAAACAUGCUUUCACUGGAUAUGACUUUUAAAUUAGCUCAUUUUAAAUUGUUUUAUAUAAUAAUUAUUUUAAACUUAUUUUAAAAAACUUUUAACAUGAUGGGAGUUUCAUCUUUUAUUGAAUUUGAAAUCAUUCCUAUUUACUGUUUUUAUGCUGUGAAGGACUUCUCAACUCUGUUUUGAAAAGUGUUGUAUAAAUAAAGUUAUUUUUAUAAAACCUCUCUUAGAUGAUGAGGGGGGAAUAAUUGACCAUGUGGCCCAGGAUGUGUUCUUGUUGCUGGAGGAGAAGAGGAGAAGCAGUGAUGGAUUCCAGGCUGCAGUGCGAGUCACCUACAUUGAGUUGCACAAAGAGGAACUUCUGGACCUGCUGGAGCCGCCUACAAUUCGCAAAGGGCUCCAUAUCAGAGAGGAUGAGAAGGGAAACACGGGUAAUCUGAAAUUAGUUUUGACUAGCCAGCCAUAUGGCAAAUGUGCUCAUUUUUAGAAACUUCCCAUGUGUUGCACUUUUAUGACGCCCCUUCUAUGCAAGGCAGAAUAGAUAAAUUCAUGGGUUGAUCAUGCUGACAACACUAGAGAUUUAGAAGAGAUUAUUAAUGUGUUUGCAAAAUCCUUGAAAAAGUAAUAUUUUGACUCAGUCUGAAAGUGGUUCAUUAAAAUGAGAUAACUGUGUCUUUUUUUUUUUUGCUUUUUAGUGGUGGUUGGAGUGAAAGAGAUCGAAAUCAAAUCAGCCGAGGAGCUUUUAAGUUUUGUCGAGAUGGGCAACGCUGUGCGCCACACCGCCACCACAAGGAUGAACGAGCACUCCAGCCGCUCCCACACCAUCCUCACCCUACAGCUCACCCAGCAUUGCUCAAACAUGAAGUCAGUUCGCUACUCCAAACUCUGUCUGGUUGACCUGGCAGGCUCAGAGCGUGCUUGUAAAACUGACAACAGUGGGCUUCGGCUCAAAGAGUCCGCUUAUAUCAACACAGGCCUGCUUGCACUCGGCAAUGUCAUCCGUGCCCUCUCUGACCCUGGUCGGAACCGCCAUGGUGGCUGUAAUGCAUAUAUACCUUAUCGCGAUGCCAAGAUCACACGUCUUCUCCGGGAUUCAUUAGGAGGCACAGCUCACACUUUAAUGAUGGCAUGUGUAAGCCCCUCUCACGACAAUGUAGCUGAAACUCUGAGCGUUCUGCAUUUCGCAUCAAAGGCUCGUCACAUUUGUAACAGCCCUAGAGCGACAUCCACUUACACCGAGGUUAAAUCUUUUCCUGCAACAUGGGACCCAGGUGAGGCUCGACUGAAUGAACUUGAGAAUGAAGUUCAGGCACUGAGAGAACUGCUAAAAGAGAAAGAGCGAGAGAUGGAAACGAAGAAGACAAAUGGAAGAGAUGUAGAAGGUGAUGGCUCCUCGCAGUCCAGUUAUGUCAGAAUUUCUGACCCAGACAAGGAGAUCAACCAAGUGGAACUAUCACAGUACCGCCUCCUGGCUCAGGAAGCUGCUGCCCUGCUUGCGGACAUCUCUGGUAACAACUCAAGUAGUUUUUUCAGCCAGAGAGUUCAGGAAUGGCAGGACAGACUGACAGCAGUCAACAAGUCACAUCAAGCCAUUGGAGAGGAGUGGUCAGAGAGAGAUGAUGGACGAUCCGAACAUGAUAAACUGGGAGAGGAACUCAGCAAGUGCAAGGUAAUGAAAAGCUGCAAGAAGAACAGUCAUUUUAUCCAACAGUUGAUGAGACUCCAUGAGAGCUGGACUGUUGUAAAAAAAUAAUUCACCUUUAAGUAAAGCUAUGAAGCUGCUUUAGGUAGGCUUCUGAUCAGAGAUGAAACAAAAAAAGGUGUGCUGCUAGGCUUGUAUUAUAUCCAAAUGUCACGAGACAACUCUUUUCUUCUGUCUCUUAGGAAGGCCUUAUAACUCAGGAACAACUACUGCAGCAGAGAGAUGAUGAACUGAUACAGGUCAAAAAAGAAGUGGAAAGACUCCUUCAAGAGAACAAAAGCCAUGUCCAAGCCCUAGAGAAGGAAAAGAAAAAUACUCGAAUCCAGGUGGGAAGAAAAUUUUGUAAUCAGCCCUGUUUUACAGAAUAUAUAGGACCUUAACACUUGAUGUUUUACAUCUGCAAACAAAACUUGAUGAAUAUGUCUGUGUCAUUGUUUUGAUCUGUUGUCUGAAUGUUUAUCUUUGUGCAUGUCCUCAGACUGAAAAACUUGUGGACCAGCAGAUCCUCAUCGAUCGUCUCAGGAGUGAUCUAAUGACCUUAAAGGAUGCAGCAUCGGGGGCAAAAGUGGACGCAGGGGCUUCGGAGAACUUAGGAUGGAGGUCCCAUAGCGUUCCUCUUAUCAGACACAGCUGUGGGAACAGCAACGCCAGGAGGGUACGCUGAUGCACUGCUUUGUCUUUUCAGUUUUUCCUCAGCGUUUGAACACGGUUCCAAAAACCGUGGCUCAAUUUCUCAGUGCACAAACGAAAAACACUGAACACAUGAGUCAAAACUCCACAAAUCCCUUGCAAAAUUAAACAGCCCUGAAAACCCAUGCUCCCUCUCCUCAAAACUGACUCCUUCCUCCAAAACAAUGCACACAGCUAUUAUAUGCUAAUGAUUCAUGCCCAUCAGAAGUGUUCAUGUAGUUUUGGCUUCAUAUGACCCUGUAACUUACUCAAAUCUAUUCAAAUGUCUUUUCUUCUAUUUUGGAGAAUCAAAGGUUUUGCUCCUGAUUUGACAUUUACAUUAACCUCAAACAUGUAUACACAGCACAAUACAGAGUGUGAAGCUUAUCUGACCAUAAAGUAAUACACAAAGAAGUAGAUCACUUAUCCUGGUCAAGCCAGAGGACCUCCUCCUCAUCAGCUGUAAUGUUCAUGUGAUGGGGAGGUUUAUCUGGUAUGGCACACCCAUCAUUUAGUGGGUCUCAGUCAUUUGAGGCCUUUUUUAUACUCUCCCACAUGAUUGAAGGCUUCUUUUAGUUGAGUCCAUACCUGUGGGAUAUGAAUGAGACUUACUGGUAAUCAGGGUGUUUUAUUUUGAGGGCCAGUGCUUCCAAGAGAUCAGAGUGUGCAAAAUGAUUAAAUUUGUGUUUGUAGAUUUGAAAAACACUUAUGAACCUGUGCACAGAGUUGAUCUGUACGAAGCCAUGUUGUUGAUAAAUGAGUGUCAACUUUCCAGCAUUGUGUGCUUAGUUCCAUUUUGUGUGUACAAAAUUAAAGUAAAAAGAGAGAAACAAUCCGCACACUUCUGGUCUGUUGCAAAAAGAAGGGCUUUACUGAAGCAAGCUUUCGGUCAGUUAGACCUUCAUCAAGGCAGAGUGCAGGUUACAAACAGUGCUAGGGGUUAAUAUGCUUGAUUAGCAGCACCUGUCAGCGGUGAAGCACUCUGGGUCAGUAGAGCAUUAUGGGAAAUGCAGUCAGCAAAGACAUGAAACAAACAGAGAGGAAAAAAAGAACAAGUUCAUGCUGUGUACACAUCAGGCUUUAGCCAUCAUAAAACAAAGCACAAAAAGUUCAGAAUUGAAUAGUUAAGUUAUAUAAACACACUCAUGUCAAAAUCCUCAUUUAAGAACUGAUGGUUGUAGUGCAUCUAAAGUAUAAAUCCAAAAUAGUUCCCGUUGGCAUAACCCGCACUCUGCCUUGAUGAAAGCUUGCUUCAGUAAAGCCCUUCUUUUUGCAACAGACCAGAAGUGUGCGGGUUGUUUCUCUCUUUUUACUUUAAAGUUUCUGCUAAUCCUGCACCUUCUCUCCAGAUUGAGCGGUGACCCUUCACUAUUUUACUUUUGUGUAUACACAAUUGAAAAAAAAAAAGAAAUUUUUCAAUUGAUCUAUCUGUUGCACCGGACUGCAUUUUCUUCCUUACCUCACAUUUGUAGAUUCACUCCAGUCCCCCGGCUUAUUCACUGGAGCGGGUGAUGGCAGCCUUCAAAAUGCGGGGUCAUCUCUUACUGGCUGAGAUUGAGGAAAAGGAGGAGGUGUACCGUCCAUUUAUAAAGCCACAGAUAGAGAGAAAAGACGGGGAUGAAGAACAGGAGGAGGAGGAGGACAUAUUAAUGGAAAACGACAGUUUCAGGUGAGAGUCUGUUCAAGCCCAUAGCCUCUGUUUCUUUCCCAGGCAAACUGUCAUUGAUUCACGACAAAUGCAUUUCAGCUGAUGAGCAUCCAGCUAAACAAUUCUUAUCUCACAUGUUGCAAUAAAAACACAAACAAUGCAACAGAAAGACAAAAAAAUUGUCCUCAUAUUUCAAUCAGUCUUGAUGUUAUAAUUGCCUCCUUUUGACACACUGAGACUAUAUUCCAGACGUUCCUUAAACCUGACAUGGACCAGCAGGCAGAAGAAAUCAGCCCUGAAAGAGAACCUGCAGCAGCCUCUGCCAACCACAGGUUAACUUUCUAUGUAUUUCUAAUCAGUCAUGUAAUAUCUAAAAAGUUAUUUCCUUCUCGCAUCAUGAGUGUUCAUAUCGUCUCAGGGGCGGAGGAAAACCAGUCAAGGCAAAACCAAAUGAAGAAGGCUAGACUAAGAGCUCGUGUCACUCAGAGACGGAUCAAAGAUCUGACGGUCAACAUGCAAAUGAAAGGGGAGCUCAUCAAAGAGCUCAACAAAAGCGGUUUGUCUAUAUAAUUACACUCUUUUCAUCCAUGUACUCCUGUGUGAUUUUUGUGGUUUUAUUUCAUACAAUGGGUUCAGGAGAAUUGAAAUCUUGACAAGCUUGUAAAUUAAAAAACAGAUGAAACUCUCAAUCAAGGUUGAUUGGGACAAUGCUGUUGCUCCUACUUUGUGAAUUUUGGAGUUUAUAGAGAUCCGCAGCAGCAAAGACACUUAGUGAUAUUUUGAGAACAUACAUUUGCCCACUCUUGACAAAUGAUUUAAACUCCCUGGAGAAUUCUGCAAUAGUAAAACAUGUCUCAGUUGUUUGCCCUAUUUCAAGAUAUCAAAGAGAGAUUUAGAGUCUGUGGGUUUUUUCUAAUUGUGGGCAUGUGCGAGUGUGUGAAGUCUAAAUCACAGCCUGCCUAGGUUGCAGAAGAAACCCAGAUUGUCUCUGCCCUGGAUGGCAUGUGUAUAAGAAAAUGAAAGUAUCUUUAUAGGGUUAAUUGUGGGCAGGCUAGUUUUGGAUUACCAUAAACUUUGUAGCAAUACUAAAAUGCUGUAUCUAUGUGUUAUCCAAUUCUGAACAGUAUUUUCAUCUACAAUGGCAUUUUUGAUUGACAGAAAAGGAGACCAGAGCUGUUGACCAUAAUGGCAAAGAAGCAGAUGUGUUGACGAGGCUCCUCACGCAGAGACAGAGGGUCCAGUCAGAGGUCUACCAUAGUCUGCAGCACUUAAGACUCCAGAGAGCCCAGCUUCAGAGCAGCCUGAGUCAACCUGACCAAAACUGGGUAAGCUGUGCAAAUUCUUGAAAAAGACCACAAACAUGAUGUAAAGACUGUCAGAUAGGCAUGAAGCUUUCAGUUUGUGUUGGUUUUAUGUUAUUAUUCCAUAUUCCUUUGCUAAACUUAUGCUGUACAUGCAUAGAUUAUGUUUUCUGAUUAAAAAAGACACUAAUCUGACACUAAUCCCUAAUUGCAGCAUUUAGAAGCAUUUACUCAUUUACUUUUACUUUUGUAACUUAUGUUGAGGCAUCAGACUUAAUUUCAGUCUAUCUUAUGACCUGUAAAAACAAGUGCUAUGACUUCUGUAGGGUUUGAUUAAACUUGUUUGUCUGCUCUUUAGGUUCCAUUGGCUGUUUUUCCUUUUAUGUGAUAAACAAAUUUACUUAGAGCAUUUAAGAGUUGACAGCUAAAUGCAUAAUUACUUUGACAGGGAGUUGAUUCUUUCUGGUAUCCCUAAGCUAUAUUGCUUUCACAGUGAGUCGAAGAAACUUGAAAGAAUACUUUGUUCUUAACAGCCGAACUUAAAUGGUACUUUUUGCCAGUUCUCUUUUACACAUACCUCCAGACCUUACACAGAUGUUUUUCCCCUGUGUUUUGUAUUUGAAAUCGCUCUGGUUUAACUGAGAAUUGAAUAAAAACUUGGUGGAAGUUUGACUGAUUGGGAAUUACAAAACUGCAGACAACUUUCAGCGUGAGUGAAAUACUACCUGGUUACCUGGUUAAGUAAACAUUAUCUGUGUUUUUUUUAAAGGAGCAAAGGGCCGGAUAUGUGACUGAGUUCAAAAGCACUUGUCAGAAAGAAGGGAAAAAGGUAAAGCCGUAUGUCAACACGGAAAUUUUGCUUACGCUGUCUAAAACAACCGUUGACAGUGUUUGAUUUGACGUGCAUCUUGUAUACUGUGUGUACCUUUCACACCUUUCCUUUCCACUGCAGGACAGAAACUGGCUCGAGGAAGAGGAGGAGCGGAUCAUUCAGAAGAGAGCAGAGCUUCAAGAGAUGGAAGAGGAACUGCGAGGGAGAGAAGAGGUGCUCCAGCGCAGAGAAGCCUGUCUGCAACAGAAAAACAAACUGGAAAUCAAGAAGCUACACUCAAGUCAGGUCAGUCUGUGUAUGUGUAAAACAUUAUCAUGAAAGAUGUGCUAAUCCUGUUCAUGAGAUUUCUGGGUAAGAGGAGCAUGUACUGUUAUAGGUGAUGCUGGAAUCUAAAAGGCUUUUAUCAAUGACUUUUCAGGCUGUGAGUCAGGACCUGCUGCAUGUGUCGAUGCAGUUGGAGUCCCUGGAGGAGCAAAUAAAGAGCAGAAGCAGUCUGGAGAAUGGAAGAGGAAGACAGACUGGAGGAGUAACCAGAGAGAAACUGGAGAAAGAAAGAGAUAUUCUCAGAAAGAGGAGAGAUGCUUUGGAUGCUCAGCUGAAGGAAUUCAGAGUGCUCACUGUGGAGGUCAGAAAAAAUGGAGUCCUCUGUGUCUGUGUCUGUGUCUGUGUGUGAUGCAGAGGUUUUAAUGAACUGUCUCUCUGUUAUCCCAGAUUCAUUCACUAUAUUGUUCAUCAGUGUGUAGCUUUUUCUCUUUGUGAAUUUGGAUUUGUGGUUCCACGUGUAGGAGGAGCAUUCACUGCUGGAGCUGGAGGAAGCAAUUGAAGCUCUGGAUGCAGCUCUUGAAUUUAAAAACCGUUCCAUUCAGGACAAACAGAGAAAGCUGUUAAUCACAGACUCUGAUACUCAACAGUCAAAAAACACUGAACCUGCCCAACUCUGUGACGUCUUCAGGAAACUAAAGCAGCUGUCACUACAUGAAGUCUCUGAACUGCUUGUCAAAUAUUUUAACAAGGUAAGAUUAAAAGUCCUACAUGCUCUCUAUGCUACUUUAAACCAAACACUGACUUCUUUUCUUUCUAUUUCACUUGGAGAUUUAUUCUGCUCUUUCAUCUACAUCUCCGCUUGGCUCAAUCUUGCCUUUUUUUCAAACUCUCUAGGUUGUAUGUCUUCGAGAGGCAGAGCGCCGUUUGCAUUUGCAUUGUGAAGAGCUGCAGAUUCAAGCUGAUGAGCAAGAGGCAAUGGUUGGAGAGAUGGAAGCAGCCAUGCAGCGUUUAGCCCUGGAUGCAGACCGCAGGUUCACCCAGCAGAACCGAGAUCACCAGAGCAACAUCCAGCUUCUUCUGCAGAAACUCAAAGGUCAGGAAAUUCAGGGUGCUUUGAUACACUCAUUAAAACAGUAUUUAUAUUUGUCUUGCCUCCUCUGUGCAGACCUUUAUAAUUAUAGUUGUUUUUUGUUACGUCUAUGUCCCUUUGUUUACAGAGCAUGGUUCAAGAGAGCCACAGCAGGCCAUCCAAGCAAGACUGCAGCAUGCAGAGAAAGAGCUGUUUUUCUACAAAAGCUCCAGCCGACAGCUUAAAAAGAAACUCAGGGAGCUCCGUGGUGGAGCUCAGAGCUCAGUUGAUCAGCCUACGCAUUCACAUGUGUAUAAACAAACAAACACAGGGGCAAACCAACUCCAGAUGCAGAGUGAAGAAUCACAAGCAAGAAGCCGAAUUUUAACCUCAUACACAAAGAUACAGGCUGAGCAAAAAGGCCAACAAACACAAAAUGAUUCUCAUUUAAAGCAAUCUUCAUGCCAGACUCCCUGCUCCGACCGUCAUGCAUAUAAAACCACAAAUAUGCCCGACUACCACAGGAUACAGACAGAGUCCCAGGGGCAGAGGGACAGAGGGACAGGUCACUCCAGGGAACAGUCAGUAACGGAACCAGUCCGACUGUGUCGCAGAGAACUGAGGGAGGUCUCCCCAGCUACCCUGCAGGACACAGGGAGGCGCCAGUGUGCUCUGGAUGCUAGCUCAGAGUCUAUCUUAGAGGACUCCAUAGAAAUGCCUAAAAACUCUGACUGAUGAUGUUACAUUACACGUAUUCAGCGGCUUCAGCAGAUCACAAGCUGUGUAAACAACACACUACCACCUAUCUACUGUUGACAGAUUUAUUCAAACUUCAUAUUUUCUCCAUCUUAGGUUCCUUUUGAAAAUGUGUCAAUUUUAUUGGACUUUAAACUUC
Molecule: messenger RNA, 10016 nt
Organism: Xyrichtys novacula (pearly razorfish)
Lineage: Eukaryota; Metazoa; Chordata; Actinopteri; Labriformes; Labridae
Source: the annotation of a GenBank genome assembly